Molecule: messenger RNA, 1053 nt
Organism: Danio rerio (zebrafish)
Lineage: Eukaryota; Metazoa; Chordata; Actinopteri; Cypriniformes; Danionidae
Gene: gtf2f2b
Product: general transcription factor IIF, polypeptide 2b
Biological process (GO): transcription initiation at RNA polymerase II promoter; animal gross anatomical part developmental process; transcription by RNA polymerase II
Cellular component (GO): RNA polymerase II transcription regulator complex; nucleus; transcription factor TFIIF complex
Source: RefSeq, marked provisional
AUAAGCUAAUGUUCACAUUCAGAGCAAUUUGCCUUUCAAUAAUCUAAGGUACAAACUGUAGUUCAGUAAAACCAUUUCAGUAAACGUCCUUCAGUUAUGUCAGAUAAAGGACACGACGUCGAUUUAACCAGAGCCAAACAAAACACGGGAGUCUGGCUGGUGAAGGUUCCCAAAUAUCUCUCUCAGCAAUGGGCAAAAGCAUCUGGGCGAGGAGAAGUAGGCAAGCUUAAAAUUGGGAAAGCUCAAGGGAAGACUGUGGUGUCUUUCAAUCUGAACGAGGAGCUGACAGUUGUUGAUUGCUCCGGGGAGAAGAUUUCCUCCGUUCGCUCCCCUAGAGAACAUCCAUUCACCAUGCAGACGGUGGGAGGGCAGACCCUCGCUGUCUUUACAGAGAGUUCAGACAAGAUAGCUCUCGAAGGAAUGGUUGUGCAGCGAGCUGAAUGCAGACCUGCAGUCAGCGAGAGCUACAUGAAAUUAAAAAAGCUGCAGAUCGAAGAAUCCACCAAACCUCUUCGUUUUUCCCAGAGGCUUGAGAAAGCCAUCACAACCAAUUACAAACCUGUGUCCAACCACAGUCAUAAUUUGGAAUAUGAAAAGAGAAAGAAAGAGGAAGGCAAGCGUGCACGAGCUGACAAGCAGAAGGUUCUGGAAAUGCUCUUCUCUGCCUUCGAGAAGCACCAGUUCUACAACAUCAGAGACCUGGUGGACAUCACUAAGCAACCGGUGAUUUAUCUGAAGGAGAUUCUUCGUGAAAUUGGAGUAUAUAAUUCCAGAGGGCCUCAUAAGAGCACAUGGGAACUAAAGCCAGAGUAUCGGCACUAUCAGGAGGGACAAGAGGAGGAGAAAGAGGCAGAGAAAAUGGAGUAAUCCCAUGUAAAAACUUGUGUUGUGUUUAGUUUAUUGCAACUGUUGUUUCUUUCAUACCAGAUUUGUAUUAGUUCCUUGUUCUUUUCCAAUGAUGUCAGUAUAUAUAUAUGAAACAGAAUUGUUUUUCUUGAGUUAUAUAACCUAAGUGUUUCUUUAAGAGCAUUAUGAAAUGAAUACUGUAAUUUG